ACCAGAACCGACCAUGGGCUCCUCAGGUCCGGGACCAGCAGUCUGUGCCUCCUUCUUCUUGCUCGCCCUCCUUGCAGGUUUUUGUUCCGGUGGUUCGGACGGGCCGCGGGGGGUCGCGGUCGGCUUCGUGUUCGACCUGAAGGCGAAGUGCGCCCCUCCGUGUGAACACGGGGGGGUCUGCAUCCGGAACAACUCCUGCUUCUGCUCCAAGGGCUACGAGGGAGAGAGCUGCCAGUACGCCAGCUGUUCUCCCAAAUGUAAAAAUGGUGGCGAGUGUCUUCGACCAGGGAAGUGCAGGUGUCCUCCUGGAUUUGGAGGAAGAUUCUGUCAUAAAGUGACAUGUGAUGGGGGGUGUUGGAACGGAGGAGAAUGUACGGCUGUGAACGGAGUGGCCGAGUGCGUCUGUCCCUCCAGCUGGACCGGAUCAAAGUGUCAACACGCGAUUUGUCCUCAGGGCUGCAGGAACGGGGGGGUCUGCGUGGCUCCAGGGGUCUGCAGCUGUCCGGAGGGCUGGCUGGGGGGCGCGUGCCACACCGCCGAGUGCAGCCAGCCCUGCCUGAACGGAGGGAAGUGCAUCUCUCCCAACAAGUGUCGCUGUCGGCCAUCUUUCUCAGGGCCUCGCUGCGAGGAGAGGAAGAAAUCCCACUGA
Messenger RNA from Nematolebias whitei (Rio pearlfish), 649 nucleotides. It is a transcript of the gene seraf, whose product is annotated as von Willebrand factor D and EGF domains. NCBI's taxonomy places the organism in Eukaryota, Metazoa, Chordata, Actinopteri, Cyprinodontiformes, Rivulidae. Gene Ontology annotation, cellular component: cell surface; extracellular region. The transcript is spliced from 5 exons. The coding region runs from base 14 to 649 and encodes 211 amino acids. Gene Ontology annotation, molecular function: signaling receptor binding. The record is from RefSeq and is a predicted model, not a curated record. Gene Ontology annotation, biological process: anatomical structure development.